UGGUUUUGUGUUGAAAUGACCAGAGCUCUUUUGCUUAUAAAAUUGUAUGAUUUCUUCCAGGUUCUGCAGAAUCAUGGCUUUUCCACCAAAGAACACAGAAGAAAGCAAACUAAGGUGUAUGAUUUAACGCAAUAUGAGUUCAGUUACUCUGCAGAAGAAACACAAAGAAUAUUGGAAAUUUUAAAUCAUUCUUCAGAAGAAGACUUUUCUGAAUUUAAGAUAACAAAAGGGAUGGCAAAGAAACUGAUAAAAGGAAGAUCACAACUUGGCAUCUUUCAAAAUGUAUCACAGCUUUUAAAUAUAGAUGGAUUUGGUUUGAAAAAUGUGGAAAAUAUUUGUGAAAAAGUAUUAAAUGAGGAGCCCACUCAAACACUAAAAGAAGAGGAAUUAGUACAGUCAAAAAUUGUAAUUUUUAAAAAACUUGUGAAGCCCAAAGUUGACCCUCAGAUUAUUAGGGAAAUGGAAACUUUACUGGCAUUAGAUGUUAUGGUUGGUGGUUUAUCUUGGACUCUGCUAGAUCGACAUGGUGUUUUAAUAGAUAUAGGAUAUGAAGAAUUGCUCUCCAAAGGUCAACGAUUUGAUGCUCCAAAGAUAUAUGAUAAGGUAAUUAUGUAUUAGUCUACACUGCAAUAA
Macrobrachium nipponense is the source of this 633-nucleotide messenger RNA. RefSeq names its product transcription elongation factor, mitochondrial-like. Gene Ontology annotation, biological process: transcription elongation by mitochondrial RNA polymerase; mitochondrial transcription. Gene Ontology annotation, cellular component: mitochondrial nucleoid. Bases 16 to 618 code for a protein of 200 amino acids. The record is from RefSeq and is a predicted model, not a curated record. The transcript has 2 exons. Gene Ontology annotation, molecular function: DNA polymerase processivity factor activity. NCBI's taxonomy places the organism in Eukaryota, Metazoa, Arthropoda, Malacostraca, Decapoda, Palaemonidae.